GUACUGUCCGGUACGCCUCCAGUAAUAGUAGUAUUAUUCGUAAUACUAAUAUUCUUUGGAUUCCACCACAUCGAAGUACGAGUACGUACCGUACCCGUGAUAGUACUUUUUUCCAAAAAUACUUCAUAUGUAUUUAAUAUGGGUCAUUUUGACGUUUUCAUUUUGUGCAUGUCGUCAACGGCUUUUAGAAAGUGUUCUGGGAGAAAAAACAGUACCUGGUACUGUACGAUAGGCACGGUGGUACCAGGUACCCACUCGUAGUAUCGGUAUGAUAAUAUUAUUAAUUAUUACGAAGUACCUACAACAACAACAAAAAGUUCGGAAACCGGACAUGCAUUCCAUACAAUCAUAACAUUUCCAUUGAUCAAAUAAAUAAAUAAUAAUAAUAAUAAUAAUACUGCGAUCAAGCUUCGAAUCCAUUACUGAAAUGAAGAAAGAAACCGUCACCAGGCCAACCAAAAAAGAGACAGAUGUAGAUUCCGCUUUUACGAAAAGCAACAAGCUAAUUUCUCUUAGAGGAUCUUACCCCUUCCGUUCAUUGCCGUCUUCGCUUACGAAAUUCCCGGGGACACGGGUGCCUUGUUUCUCUACAACGCCACUUUUCGACCCUGCACUCGACGAAUUACUCAGGAAUCUCAGAAGCUCACGAAAGAAUUUGAUGAAGGAAGAAUCCCUUGAUGAAGUUAUAUUAUCUGAAUCGACUGCUUCGUUAGAAACUACGAUUUCUUCAGUGUCAUCCACCACCUCACUUUUAUCAAGACGAGCCUCCCUCUCAACACAGAUUUUUAAAUCUAAAAACAACGUGGGCUUUGAAUUUCAAAGCAGAGAUGAAGAAUCCAAGGGAUCAUUGACCCUCGAAAGACCGAAGAAAAGAAGGAGAUUCCAGAGAAGGAAUUCGUUUAUAGUUCGAGAUUUUGCACAACUCGCGAAAAUUGCAAGUCAGAGCGAUGUUGGGGCUGGUACCGGUACGCAAAGUCUGUAGCUACGAUUUCUGUUACAACUAAACUUCCCGGAAAAAUAUAGAUCGCUCAUUUGCCUUGUCAACAAUUAUGGGGAAUUGUGACACCAGAGUCCCAGCUACUGUUCAUACGUUAAAACCUUUGCCUAAGCUAACAAAAGGAUAUUAAUAGAUCGAUGCAAAUUUA
Molecule: messenger RNA, 1145 nt
Organism: Pseudo-nitzschia multistriata
Lineage: Eukaryota; Bacillariophyta; Bacillariophyceae; Bacillariales; Bacillariaceae
Source: the annotation of a GenBank genome assembly